GCGUUCAUUUGAGAAACACUGGUGCGGCUCACUCUCUCACAAACCGAUUGCGCGCAUAAUACUUAAAAGAAAAAAAUAGCUAUACACACAAGUCGUUGUGUUUUAACGAAACCUGCAUUAGUUCGAGCGCUGUUGAUUCAGUUGUUAUUUAGAACGUGCGGUGAAAAGAAGCACAAAUGUGUCAAAAAACAAGAAUAGAAUCCAUCGCAUUCGUUUCUGUUUCAAGAGGAUGCUUUUUUAGAAGAAAUUGACACUGUUAGCUGACGUUUGUGUUAUUGAUUUUUUUUUUGUACGGAUUUUUUUUUCGUUUCAAAAUCCUUUGCCUAGUUAUUGUGGAUAAAAAAAAUUGUCUGUGUUCAGAAAAAAAGAGACAAAAUUCAUAAGUGUUUUUGAAGAAAAAAAAGUUAUACCACAUUUUGUACAAAAGUUUGACAUUUGAUUAGUUUACAAAUACGCAGAAACGAAGGCGUUGACUGGACACAAAAAACACAAUUUUCAUGUAGUUUAAUUAAAGUCUUCAAAAAAAGAACAGAAUAUAUAACAUCUAAUAAUAAAACAUAACCGUACGUGUAAAAAUGAACUGAAGUGCAUCGAAGAAUAGCAGAAAAAUAGAGAGACAGACAGAUAGAAAGAGUGAGAGACUUGUGUGAGUGUGUUUAUGAAUUUGUUGUUUUGAAACGCAGCCAGAUAGGUCGUAACUAUGUCGGUCAAAGCGACAAGAGAUGAGAAACCGUCAACAUCAUCGUCCAUUGUCGGAUGUUGUCAAUCCAGUUCAACCACACCAGAAAAUUCAAUCGUUGAUUACAUUGAAGAAGACCUCGAAGCACCAAACAAUAACACACUCUUUCAUGCAUCCGAUGCAUUGGAUAAUGUCAACAGUGAAAAAGUGGCAUCGGCAACAGCCGCAGCAGUAAUCGAUAUCAUUGCCAAGAAAAAGGCAUCAAUUGAUUUUACAUUCCCGAAGCGGCCAAAGGUCGACAUCGAAUUCCAAAAUGUUAAAUACACCGUAAAAAAGUUUUCGUUUCAAAAUCGCCAAUUUGAGAAAAAAGAAAUUUUGCAUGAUGUGAGCGGCGCAUUUCGAUCCGGCCAGUUGACCGCUAUUAUGGGCCCUAGUGGCGCAGGAAAAUCGACACUGUUGAACAUUCUGGCUGGAUACGUUGAAACUGGUGUCACGGGCAAAAUCACAAUCAAUGGCAAGAGUCGGUCGAGUAAUUCAGAGAAUUUCCGAAACGUAUCCGCAUAUAUACAUCAAGACGAUGCGCUGCGUCCAUAUCUAACUGUGUGCGAAGCCAUGACAUAUUCUGCUGAUCUGAAAUUAGGAUUUAAAAUUACCAAAGAGUACAAACUACAGCUGAUUCACAGUAUAUUGGAGUUGCUCGGACUGGAGACGCGAUUCAACACCAAAUGCGGCCAAUUAUCCGGCGGACAAAAGAAGCGAAUGAGCAUCGCGCUCGAGCUAAUUAGUAACCCGUCAGUGAUUUUUCUAGACGAACCAACAACUGGGUUAGAUAGUUCGUCGUGUACGAGUUGCAUAUCGUUGUUGAAGCGACUGGCUCAAGAAGGUCGUACAAUCGUGUGCACCAUACAUCAGCCGAGCGCAUUGGUCUUUGAAAUGUUUGACAAAUUGUAUGCGGUCACACAAGGCAACUGCAUUUAUCAAGGUCCCAUCAAAGAACUGGUUCCAUUUAUGAGCGAUCAUGGCUUAGAGUGUCCCAGCUAUCACAAUCCGGCUGAUUUUCUUAUUGAAGUUGCGGUUGGCGAAUAUGAUGUCAAUUUGAGUAAAUUGAUGGCAGCGGCUGUGAAAAAGUACCACGAGGAACGUGAUACAUACUAUUUAGGCACAUAUAAGCGAGAUAAUUUCAUUCGAGCUGAUUCAGGCGGAAGUUUCGAUGGUGGAAAGGUGGCUGUGUAUAAAUUCAACACCAUGGACAACAACAAUGAAGAAAUGAAUGUUAAGCGAUACAGGAUAUCGCGUGGAUCCAAAGACGAUGGCACCAAAUUUCGAAUCAAAAACCAAAGCGAACGGGCAUCGGUUCUAAUGCAGUUUUUAGUACUCUUUGAUCGGAAUUUCAAAGCCAGCAUAAGGAAUGCAUUUUUGAUUUACGCUCGAAUUCUCUCGCACUUGUGCAUCGCUCCAAUGUUUGGCUAUCUCUAUCAUAACGUAGGCUAUGAUGCCACCCACACAUUCGGAAACUACGUCUAUCUCUAUGGUUCCAUCUUGCUCAUUAUUUAUACGGGGAAAAUGUCGGUCGUGUUGUCUUUUCCACUCGAGAUGGAAACGCUCCGGCGCGAGCAUUUUAAUCGAUGGUACAAUUUAAUUCCAUACUACUUUUCCAUCAUAUUGUUCGAAAUACCAUUCCAACUAUUCUGCACAUUUUUGUAUGUGUGCGGCAGUUACUUUUUGACCGGGAACUAUGUGGCUGGUGAACCGCAUCGUUUCAUUAUUUUCACCAUAAUGUGUCUAUUGGCAACAAUCUCGGCACAAUCGUGGGGCUUCUUUAUCGGUUCAACGAUGCCAAUCAAGAUUGCUGUUUUCAUCGGUCCAAUAUUGGCGGUAUUAUUUUCGGUGUUUGGAUUCUGUACGCGAUACGUUGACAUUAAUCGAAUGUUCCAAUGGAUGUGGCACAUUAGCUAUUUCCGUGCUGGUUUUCAUGGUGUCCUCGAUACCGUUUACGGUAUGAAUCGAUCUGAUUUAUGGUGUCCACCAGACACCAAAUUCAACUACUGCCAUUUCCGUAAGCCCGCGGUAUUUCUACGCGAGGUCAGCAUCAACGGCUUUGAGACAUAUCACAAUAUUUGUCUUAUGAGCGGUGUUAUCAUUACAAUGCACAUCCUAACCAUAUUCACACUUUAUUUCAAACUCAAUAAGCGAUAGAAUCCAUGCAAAAAAAAAAAACCUUAAUUUCAACGCGGUGAUAGCCAACUGUAAUUGUUCCACAAAUAUGCCCGAAAAUCACACAGAAGAAGUAAGCAAGGCAUGAAAAAAAAAAGAAUUGCCAAUUAGUUAAAAUAGACAGUGUAAAAAAGCAUGACGAUAAUACUAUAAGCAACACUUUCGAAUUAAUCAAAAAGGGAUCGUCGACUUUUCAUUUAUUUUCCAAAGCGACGAGAAUAAUUUUUUAUACAAUAUUUUGUGGUGAUAGCAACUGAAACAUAUCCGUAAUAGACACUUUUUCAACACACCAAAAUAUGCAACCAGUUUGUAGUAAAUGUGUAAAUGGAAGCCAAAAUAUGUGGCAUAAAAGAAUACCAAACAAAUAAGGAGAUAUUUUCAAGCACAACAAAACAAAACGUAUGUAAUAAGAGAAAAGAGAAACCAUUCGAUUGUCAUUAAAUUAUUCAUGAUAGAAUUAAAUUUUGUACUGCACAUAAUGAUUCAUCUAUUGUAUCGCAUUUAGAUUUAGAAAUGAAUUUAUUUUAUUAUGUAUUUUCCUAUUUAAUACGUACAAAAUAAGUAAAUAUCAAAAUAAAGAUUGGUUGAAGAAAUAAUACUCGAAAA
Molecule: messenger RNA, 3499 nt
Organism: Sitodiplosis mosellana (orange wheat blossom midge)
Lineage: Eukaryota; Metazoa; Arthropoda; Insecta; Diptera; Cecidomyiidae
Product: ATP-binding cassette sub-family G member 1
Exons: 13
Coding region: 701-2875 (724 amino acids)
Cellular component (GO): plasma membrane
Molecular function (GO): ABC-type transporter activity; ATP hydrolysis activity; ATP binding
Source: RefSeq, a predicted model, not a curated record